Molecule: messenger RNA, 2634 nt
Organism: Monomorium pharaonis (pharaoh ant)
Lineage: Eukaryota; Metazoa; Arthropoda; Insecta; Hymenoptera; Formicidae
Exons: 2
Coding region: 481-870 (129 amino acids)
Source: RefSeq, a predicted model, not a curated record
AUGAUAGAUUUGCAGAUAUAUAAACUUGUGAAUUAUUUAAAAUAAGUGAUACUUAUUUAAUUUAUGGACUUAUUUUUCCGUGUGUAUAUGAAAGUUUAUUUUAAGUAAAUUCUAUUUAUUUCAAGUAAAUGACGAGUGUAUUUUAAGACUAUUCAUCAAGGAGGUAUUUUUUGCAAAUAUAAUGUUACUUAAAAGAAAACAACCAAAAAUUUUUUUUAGGAGAAACUGCUUUUCUUAGCAUAAGAACGUAUAUUUCUGUGUAUAAUAUUCUGUAUCUGCAAAAUUAAUUUAGUGACUGUAUUGUAAUUAUAAUACUGAUGUUAUCAUAACAUUUUUUUUUCAGUUUUAAUGGAAAUAGAAAAUAGAAAAUAAAGUUUGGAAUCAUGGAGAGACAAUUAACGAGAAUUCUUAUACAUGGAAAGGGUGGAGCUGAGAACAUUCUGGUGUACGCGAACUUGUGGAGUUUAACAGAUUGCUACGAUGUUGCAAAACAUCAUUCACGGUCAUCGUGUAAACAUUGUUUCCCGUCAAACUUCACGACAGCCAGCGGGGGGUGAUCGAUCGCGAAAAAGCAGCGGACCGACACCGAUAGGGCCGGACACGUUUGUCACUCGAUGCCGCGAUCGAUUGGCCACGACGGUAUCGACGACGACGGGCUGUUUGCAAAAGUUCGUCAAAAGCGGAACAAUAAAAAAGAAUGCGAAAGUGCAACGGGAAACAACGGAGAUGCGUCUGUCGGAUGGCGAAGAAGGAUCCGGGGGAAAAAAAAAACAACGCGGAAGCAUUGCGAAGGAAACCGUGAAAAUCGAAGGACCGGCCGAUGAGCCGAUUCCAAAUGAAAAUGAAAAAGGUGUCGGGCUCGUAGUGUAAUGGUAGUCGAGCAAACUGCGAGCGCGAGGGUAACGCGGGGGGUGUCGGGUCUGCUGGGGAAUGUGAUGAAAACUUCGACGAGCCAGACGAUUAAUCCCCUUUGUCAUUUAAAUUGAGGCCGAUGCCGAUGCCGAUGCGUGUCACGCGGCCGUGGUCGCGUUGUCAAUCGUUAUUGGAACGGUUAUCGAUUUACUGCGACUCCCUCCCGUGCCGCGGAAUGGGUUACGAGGGCUGGUGUAAGGGGCGCAAGUAGUGGCACGUCGAUGAUAAUUGAAAUUCGAGUAGCUACGGUAACGGGAUGUUUAUGCAAUAACGCGUGGAGCGAUAGCUGAGUUUGAGGCGUUUCGGCCGUGCGGAGCACGUUGCAGGUUUAAUAUUGGAUUUUCUCUCCUUGAUAGGAAAACCUACAUUCUCUUUUGUGCGCAUCCCGCGCCCCUUAUUUUAAUCGUUCACCACUUUCCUUUUGUACAUUGUUCUCCCGUUAGACCUUACAGACACGUAGCGAUUCAUUUUGCAGCACAAAAGAAAUUGAAGAUUGUUUGAGGAGGUUAUAUCUAUAAUGAUAUGGAAUUAUUGAGGUUAAAUGGAAAAUUUUUAUUCGAAAAUUUUUGUUUGAAUAAGUUUGAAACAGUUUUUAGCCUCUCUGUAAUAAUGGAAAAAGCUUUUAUAUUAAUACUAUUUUCUCCAAGCUCAAAGUAAGAUUUUCGAAAUUCUUCAUCUACAAAAUUGCAAGGUUUGAUCUGCUUAGUAAUAACUAAAGCGCGAUUUACGUGUAAAAUUAGAAAUAAUCCAUGUUACGCUUACACAUAAACGUACAAUAUUAUCAAAAAUAGUGAAAAUUAUAUUCUUUUUAAUUUUUAAUAUUCUAUAUUAAGAAUUAAUUUUAUUUUAAUAUUAUUCUUUAUCUCGCGUGUUAUCCAAUUUAUAAUAAUUUGCACGUAUUGUCGACACGAAAAAGAUUUAUGUAAGCAUAAAUAAUUCAUGGAAACAUAAUUUUGAAAUGUACGGCAUAACGCUGGUAAUUAUUUAACAUUAUUUAAAUAUACUUAUCCAGCAAAUGCUUUUGAAAUGUUCAAUGUAAUAAAACUGAUUUUUCAUUGUAAAAAUUAUUCAAAUAGCUUGUCUUUUUUUUGUAUCUUUUAAUACAUGCACUGCUAAGCAUACAUAAUCAGCAAAUGAGAAGAAAAGUUUUUGGUUAUUCGUGUCACAAGAAUUUAGUUUUUCCGAUAAAAAAAUUAAUACGACCGCCAUCGCGUCGCCAGAACAUUGGCGGGAACAUACAACUCUUUAUAAGAUUCCGAUCAAGUUGCUACGGUUGGACGUCGUACCGGAAAUCGAAGGAGUUAUGUAAACCCGAUUUCAGAGCGGCAAUUGAAUGCGUGGCGGAACCAAUCGACUUUUGAACUUUCCGGUUACGGGACUUACGAGACGCGCGCGUAGCUUCCAACUUUUGUGCCGCGUGCCGCGGAAUCGAUGGAGAUUACAAUAGGCUGUCUGACGUUGUUACAUGAAAACUUUGCUCACGUUGCUUGCGCUGCCACUUCCGCCCCCGAGGACAAAAUCUCGAAAUUCUGACGCGACGAUCUGUCUGAAGCUAAAUGACAAAACCUUGUCGUGGUUCUUAAGUUUCGUAUUGCAGUUUUCUUGCAGCAGCAUAACCGAGAUUAACAGAAUUAAGAGAAUUUUAGAUUUUAUGUUGAAAGUUUCGAUUGUAUUGAUUUAAUUGUGUGUUUAUAGUGUAUAUAUGUAUAUAUAUAUAUAUAU